AUGGAUAAUGAACUUGUUCCUGCUACUGACCCGGAAGAAAUUAAAGAUUUUCUCCAUAAUUGUGGGCUAAUACCACUCAAUGAGUACUACGUGCAAGUUAAAAAAAUGCUAAAACGUCAACGACGAACAUCCAAGACUAUUAAUGAACAAAUACAGAGAAAAUUAAUUGAAAAUGGUAUACAUAAAGAUGAUCUAUCAAAAAACAUAUCAUUAUUGUGUCCACGAAAACGAACUUCGUUUUCGCCAGUUAUUACUCGUAAACGAGGAAAAGCAAUUAAAAAACGGACACCUUCUGCUACACAGGUAGCUGCCAUUACGACUACAGUUAUUAAUUCGGCAACGAUUAAUACUAUUGAAAUAUCGACAGAAAAAAUAAAAACUGAGCCGAAUACAUUUGGCGAUGAUCAACCGUUAGAUUUACGUGUACGAACUUAA
Molecule: messenger RNA, 435 nt
Organism: Rotaria socialis
Lineage: Eukaryota; Metazoa; Rotifera; Eurotatoria; Philodinida; Philodinidae
Source: the annotation of a GenBank genome assembly